Effrenium voratum is the source of this 864-nucleotide messenger RNA. Lineage: Eukaryota; Dinophyceae; Suessiales; Symbiodiniaceae. The record is from the annotation of a GenBank genome assembly.
GGGGGAUCAGACAUCGGGCAGCCCAGAAUCUAGCAUCUUGCCGCCAGAGGAACCGGCAAGCCCAGGACGCAUGGCUUCCAGUGGGAUGGACAUGAUCUGCAUGCCGGACCUCUCCGCCUGCAUUCAGUUUUCCCUCUCCCUCAUCGCAUUUGCGAUCGUCUCUGGCCCCCAGCGAAUCAAAUAUACCAUCUACGUUCUUCUUGCCACAUGGCCACUCCUGGUCAUUGACCUCUCUCACAUCGGCUCGGGCGUGUCUGCUUUCAUUGCCGGCGCUCUCAUUGGCUCUUGCAGAAAUUUUCACAAGGUCCCAGCCGACGUGCCCUUCCUGAUCCUCAGCGGAUGCCUGUGGUUCGCCUAUCUCGGCCACUCCAUGCACUUUGUUCGAACGGCGUUUAUAGCAGCAGCGGCGGCCAUCAUGACCUGGCUUUGCUUGGAGAGGGUGCAGAAGAGCAAGACCUCCCGCCUGGGGGCCUUUGAAGGCGUCCUGGCGGGCCUCGGCAUCAUCGCCCCGAUGCACGGCACGGCCUCGACGGCCUCCGCGUGUGCCGCCGCCUGUUCCAGCGCGAGCUUCGGAGUGGCGGGCGGUCUCGUGUGCUACGUGUCCAUGGCGCUGCUCGGCAAGAUUAAGAUCGUGGACAAGACCUCAGAGGCCUUGGGAGAGGCCGUGGAACGGCUGGGAGGAGCCAUCGUCACCGGUGUCUCCAUCUUGGACCAGUGUCUGAUCUUCUUCUGAAAAUGAUUUCGGAUGCGGUCCGUGCUUUUUUUUUCUUAUUCUCCAUUCUCUGCAUGUGUUUUUUGUGUUUCUGUGUUUUUGCUUUGUUUUUGCUUGCUGGCCUUCCAAUUCCAUUCUCUGCAAAAACCCGU